UUAGUAGACCUUCAUAGACAAAUGCGCCACAAUAAGGAUCGUCAAAUUCGUAGUACGCGAACGCUUCAACUCGUCUACUCGUCUGAUACACAGUUUGCUUCAUAAGCAUGAAAAAUAUACGCAAGGAACAUAAUUUAGAUUUAUUGCCUCGUUUAGAAAGUUGCAAAUUACUGACUAAUUUAAAGUGUCGAAAGAUGGGUGAUAAAUUACAGAUAAUAGAACAAGUUGGCUUUCGUCCGAUACCAAGUUUGCUAAUAAAUAUAAAGUGUAAAGACAAAGAACUGAAGUUUCGAUUUAUUGCCGCAUUUUAAAAGUUGCCCAAUAUUGACUUAUUUGAAGAGACGAAAGAAUGGAUACUAAAUUAGGGACGAUAAGACAUUUUGACAUAAUCACUCAGCGGAUUCAAGUUACUGUAAAGGGAUAUAUACCAGAGUUUUUCUGUAUUGAACGAAGCAGGUAGUGGGGGAUAACUUCAGAAACGCUGGCAGUGACGGUCAGUUGGUGUGUAGCAGCAGCAGCAGCAGCAACAGUGGUAGUGCUAACGUUAGCUAAUCGCAAGUGGGGUGAGUGAGCAGUCUGUUUCUUCAACUGUGGUGUCAACAGAGGAACUAAAACGCAGAGCACUUCCAUAUCGUGGAGGGGAGAUUUGCGCGACCCAAUGGCCCUAAGAGCUACGAUAGCGGAAGCGAAGCUCCUGGUAGGACCAGACAGGUGAAAGGGUAGUGGCCAGACGAAGCCCAGCCCCUGUCCCUCCAUGCUGAGGGCUGGGUGUGAGUUUACGAUACCAGCCCGGAAUAAUUUACUUUGACGAAAUCAUGGAGAAGACGAACACCUACACAGGGUUGUAACACAGACUGAACACUUGCGGGCAUAAUAUCGACAUCUCGGUACUACGUAGAAUGGUAGAAACUGAACUGGGCCGAAAGGAUCAUCCGAUCAGUGAUGUAAAAGACGGACAAGCUAACGGCAGUUCCAAAGGCAUUGAACUCAAAGUAACUGUAUCAGCAAAAAGAAAAAGUGACGUCGAGAAAGGCAAUAACUUGGAGAAGGUUGGCUUUGAAAAAGCAAUUGAGCUUACAGGGUACGGAAGAUUUCAUUAUUUUCUGCUAGCUACAUGUGGUUUUGUGAGUACAAGUGAAGAGAUGGAUGUAAUUUCCAUGUCAUUCAUUCUUCCAUCCGCAGAAUGUGAUUUGAACCUCAAUACUCAUACAAAGGGCUGGCUUAACUGCAUAAUUUUUAUUGGUAUGAUGGCUGGUGCAUAUGCAUGGGGCUCAGUGGCAGAUUCCUUGGGUCGAAAGAAAGUCCUCAUUGCCAUAUCGAUAAUGAACGCCAUCUGCAUAGUUGCCUCAAGUUUUUGUCAGACAUACGAACUGUUCAUGCUCUUCAGGUUUCUCAAUGGAGCUGCGCUUGGUGGAAGUGGUCCUGUUAUAUGGUCUUACUUUGCUGAAUUCCAGCCAAAAGCUAAGCGAGGGUCAAUGUUAAGUUUUAUGGCUGCAUUUUGGACAUUAGGAAACCUUUUUGUAGCAUGUCUAGCAUGGUUAAUAAUUCCAAGCAGUAUUGGAUAUUUCUCAUCAUCAUUUAGGUACAACUCCUGGCGUAUAUUUCUCCUAGUUUGUUCACUGCCCAGUUUUGUUGUGGCUAUUCUACUGAUAUUCCUUCCUGAGAGUCCAAAAUUUUUACUGUCACAAGGUGACCGUGAAGGCGCACUGAACAUUUUCAGAAAGAUAUAUCAGAUCAACACGGGUAAACAGGAUGACUUCUAUCCAGUAAAAGAACUACUAGAUGAAUUUCCAAAAACUGAGGAAGAAAUUGAAAAAGAAAAAGAGGAAGUUGGGAAAUGUCGGAACAUGCUGAGUGAUAUUGUGGACAACAGCAGACAGCUAUUUGUCUCACCAAUACUAAAGUUCACUCUCAUUUCUAUCACAAUUAACUUUACUUUUCAUAUUGGAUACUAUGGACUGAUGAUGUGGUUUCCUGAAUUGUUCAAUCGGUUUAAUGAGUACUCUCAAGCACACAGAGGACAGGAAGCAUCUGUAUGUGAAGUAACAGAAUAUGUUGUGAAGACAGGUUUGGAAUCUGAUGAGAAAUUGUGCAGUGAUAAAAUUGACAGUGAUGUGUUCAUGGAGUCCCUUAUUACUGUAGCAGCUGCAUUUCCAAGCAAUGUUCUUGCUGUACUUUUCAUGGACAGGCUUGGCAGAAAAUUUUUUCUUGUCUUCAGUACAUUUUCUUCUGGUCUUUGUGCCAGCGGUAUGUACUUUGUCACCAACACAAAACAAAAUCUUAUAGUAUCAGCAGUGUUCAGCAGUGUUAUCAGUUGUGGUAAUGCAGCACUUGACUGCCUUAUUACAGAAAUAUUCCCAACAAAUUUAAGAGCAACUGGUGUAGCAAUAUCCAUGGUUGCUGCCAGACUAGGAGGUAUCAUUGGCAAUAUUGUGAUAGCAACUCUAUUAGACAUGUAUUGUCCUGCACCAACAUUUAUAGUGGCUGGACUUCUUAUAGGAGGUGGAUUACUUUGUUUGAUGUUACCUAACACAACCCGUGAACCACUUUCUUGACACCUACUUAAUAAAAUAUCAUAUACUGAAAUAAAGCAGCAGGGACUGCCCACAACCCUGUCAAAUUAGGGAGACCUCGAAGCUACAAAGUGGAAGAUAAAACUAGUGGUUUCAUGGAAUCUUCAAGUAGGAGAGCAACCACCUUGUAGAAAAAGCUUCAUUAGACACCACACAAUUCAUACCAGAUGUGUAUUGUAAAAGGAUAACAUAACACGAUUUUUAAAGAAGGGACACUUUUUCAAUAUAUUUGUUGCUUUUAUGUGAAUGAGUAUGUUUUCUUGUACACUGGCAUGUGCACUGGAAUGUUUGUCAGUGCAGGGUGAAUGUGACCACUGCUAACUUUUACAAAUAUAACUUUAUAUCUGAUAGCUGUAAGACUGAAGAUCUGUAGUAUGUAAAAAGGAGAGAGGUUCUUUUUUUACAUAAAACUAGUACCACAGCUGUGGAGAAGAGGUUGAAGUAUUAAUAAAUUUGAUAUUCCGAUAGUAUGAAGAACUCAUUGACUGUACUCACAGCACUGUAAUUAAGAAAAACCCACUGGGAUUAUUGGUGACACCUUCAGCUAGCUGCCUGUUUUCUGACUUUCUACAAGUCGCUUCAAAAAGAGCUGAAAAAUUGUGAGUUAUAAAAUACUGGUAUAUGAUAAACCUGUUAAGAGAUUCUGCAUACAAAUUUGGAUUCACAUUCUUAGUUCAUCACAGCAUGUGCUGGUGCUUUUUAUAUGUAUAACUUGCAUGUUCUCUUGUUAAGUUCUGAAACUCUUCAGAAUGUAAAUGUAAUUUUAACAGUCAGUUUGGUAAUCUUAACAGGAUAUUUACAGAAACAAUUUCAGUUAGUGACAUUCUAAAGAAUUUGUCAUGUAAAUUGAUUGUAAACAAGAUGUCAAAUAAUUGGAGGCAUGCUUAACCUCCUCUGUAGAUGAAGUGUUCUAGAGGGUUUCUCUUCAUAAAUGGUUUAAUAAUUUUACUCAAAUAAUUAUAAUAAAUUGGUAUCACAGCCAACAUCAACAUUUGUUCAUGAUGAAGUCACUGAUGUAUGAAUUAGAAGAUCAGGUAAGACUUCUCCCCAAGAUACCAAAGUUUUCACUGAAUAAAAAAUAAAAUUACAGCAUAUAUUGUACUGUUGAACAUAUACAGUAUUAGUUAUUUUUAAAGACCAUUAUACUUUUAACACUCAGGAUGUCAGAUAUUAGUAUGAUUUCCUAUAUUAAGAAAUUCCACACUUACGACAAUAAGUUAAUGCCUUCCUUGGGACUGAUGUGCAUAAAAUGAUCCAGACAUCUUUGACAUAUCCACUUUUUACAGAGUGGUCUUAAAACUCGUCAUUUAAUAUGAUUGCUACAUCAUGCAUUUUGAAUUUAAAUUAGGACACAAUGGAUUACCCAAAUAUACAAAUGUUAAAGAAAAAUUCAGCUGUUUAGCUGCUGAAUGUAGAAAAAAUAUCAUUGUAUAGUUUGGCCAAUAAAUUCUCUAUCUUUCUUCA
Cryptotermes secundus is the source of this 4037-nucleotide messenger RNA. Its product is annotated as synaptic vesicle glycoprotein 2B. The record is from RefSeq and is a predicted model, not a curated record. Gene Ontology annotation, biological process: transmembrane transport. NCBI's taxonomy places the organism in Eukaryota, Metazoa, Arthropoda, Insecta, Blattodea, Kalotermitidae. Gene Ontology annotation, cellular component: membrane. Gene Ontology annotation, molecular function: transmembrane transporter activity. Bases 900 to 2555 code for a protein of 551 amino acids. The transcript has 14 exons.